AGACCAGAGAGACUAGACUUUUGUGGACAGUACUUUACAGUAACAGUAAUCUCGCAAUAGACAGAGUAAAGAGCAGUUUCACUAUACUGCGACAGACAUAUUGCCCACAAGUUUACACAUUUCAAGAGGUCAGGUGGUCGCCAUUGAAUGAUGGAUUGUGUUCUAUUCGACGAAAUGAACAAUGAUUUCACCAAAAAUGUCCAAGCACCGAGCAGUAGUCGGAGCCCUCGUCUGCAGUAUUGUAUCAAUAUACGUGUUUUACUCGCUGUAUGGAAGACAUGUUUCCAGGUACACAACUUUGGUUCCAAUACAAGAUCAGUCAGAAGUAAAAGGAACCACACAAAGGCAUUCGACACCAACGCCAGUGAUGGAGUACGAGUUCGUCAUAGCCCACUACGAUGAGAAUCUUGACUGGUUGAAACCAGUGGCUAGUUUUACCCACGUGUACGACAAAAGUCACUUUCCAGGAUCAAAACCGUCAUUUAGCGUCAAAGACUGGCAGGAACUCCCCAACGUUGGGAGGGAGGGCCACACCUAUCUCUACCACAUUAUCAAUAACUACGAAAACCUGGCAAAUGUAACUGUAUUUCUCCAAGGCAAAAUAGACAACCAUGGCCGUUCAAAGACUUGCUAUCCCACUCCGACGAAAUUUCUCGAAAAAGCAAGAAGUGGAGUGCCAUGUAUACUGAUUGGAAAGCACACAAACUGGGGAAGGAUUGCUUUCGACGGAAAAUGGAAAGCUGAAUACGCCCGUGGUACUAUGCGCCAUACAAACGGGACAUUUGGACAGUUUUUUCGAGAGCUAUUUGGAAGGGCGCCACCACAGUUCAUCGAGCAUUGUUGGUCGGCCUGUUUCUCAGCGACAAGAAAGUGUCUCCAAAAGUAUCCGAAGGCGUUUUAUCAGAAAAUGAUUUCAUACGUGGAUGAUCACCCGAACCCUGAGGAGGGUCAUUAUAUAGAAAGAUUGUGGCGUUUUAUUGCCGUAUGCUAAACGCCGAUUCGUACGUACACUGGCCGCAUGUCUUUAUCCAUAGGAUAAAAAUAGCAGGCACCGGCUUUACAAACCCAAUAGUUUCAUUGGCUGUGCGUGUGUUUACGUAAGCUUCAUCUGGGUAAUGAUUGGUCAAUAGUACAUUAUGGAAACUCGUGCAUCGCCAUUUUGUGUGCUACAUUGUUGCUUUGCCUUUAAAGGCAGGCACUGAAAACUGUUGGUGAUUAGUCAAACUAACUGUUAGCAUACAAUUAUACUUGGUAAACUGUAAUGGAGAGCUGUUGAUAGUAUAAAACAUUGUGAGAAACGGCUCCCUCUGAAGUAACGUAGUUUUCAAGA
Messenger RNA from Asterias rubens (European starfish), 1330 nucleotides. RefSeq lists its product as uncharacterized. Bases 182 to 991 code for a protein of 269 amino acids. The record is from RefSeq and is a predicted model, not a curated record. NCBI's taxonomy places the organism in Eukaryota, Metazoa, Echinodermata, Asteroidea, Forcipulatida, Asteriidae. The transcript is spliced from 2 exons.